Molossus molossus (Pallas's mastiff bat) is the source of this 1599-nucleotide messenger RNA. RefSeq names its product 2,4-dienoyl-CoA reductase 2 (gene DECR2). The transcript is spliced from 9 exons. The record is from RefSeq and is a predicted model, not a curated record. Gene Ontology annotation, biological process: fatty acid catabolic process. Gene Ontology annotation, molecular function: 2,4-dienoyl-CoA reductase (NADPH) activity. The coding region runs from base 102 to 965 and encodes 287 amino acids. Lineage: Eukaryota; Metazoa; Chordata; Mammalia; Chiroptera; Molossidae.
UCAGAGGUGACGUUGCGGAGCGCCGCUUGUAGCAGAAACUGGUGCUCUAAUACGAAGCAGGUCCUUGCUGUCCUCGCAGCCGCAAGUCUGUACCGAGCGCCAUGACCCAGCCGCCGCCCGAUGUCAGUGAGGACGACUGUCUUCCUGAGUACCAACAUCUCUUUUGCCCCGACCUGCUCCGGGACAAAGUUGCCUUCAUCACAGGUGGUGGGUCUGGGAUCGGCUUCCGGAUUGCGGAGAUUUUCAUGCGGCAUGGCUGCCACACGGUCAUCGCCAGCAGAAGCCUUCCAAGAGUGUCGAUGGCUGCCAGAAAGCUGGCUGCUGCCACUGGCCAGCGGUGCCUCCCUUUAUCUAUGGAUGUCCGAGCUCCCCCAGCCAUCAAGGCUGCCGUGGACCAGGCACUGAAGGAGUUUGGGAAAAUCGACAUUCUCAUAAACUGUGCUGCUGGAAACUUCCUGUGCCCGGCCAGCACAUUGUCCUUCAAUGCCUUCAAGGCUGUGAUGGACAUCGAUACCUUGGGCACAUUCAAUGUGUCUCACGUGCUCUAUGAGAAGUUCUUCCGGGAUCAUGGAGGAGUAAUCGUGAACAUCACUGCAACCCUGGGUACCCGGGGACAGGUGCUCCAAAUGCACGCAGGCUCUGCCAAAGCGGCUGUGGAUGCAAUGACCCGGCACUUGGCUGUGGAGUGGGGUCCCCAGAACAUUCGAGUCAACAGCCUUGCCCCUGGUCCUAUCAGUGGCACGGAGGGGUUCCGGCGAUUAGGUGGUCUCCGGGCCAGCAAGGUCCUUGUCAGCCCCCUGCAGAGGCUGGGGAACAAGACGGAGAUCGCCCACAGUGUACUCUACCUGGCCAGCCCUUUGGCAUCCUACGUGACAGGGGCCUUGCUGGUGGUUGACGGUGGGACAUGGCUGACGUACCCUAAUGACAUCAAGUUGCUGUCGGAUUUUGCAUCUGCUAAGCUCUAGGAGCUGGACAGCUGAGGCAAAGAAGUUAUUCUGAAGGGGAGGCUGGUUUGCAACCCACUCUUGGAUUCCUGAGACCUGCUUCUCACACAGCUGAGAACACCAACCACCCCAGCAGAGCAGCUGAAGAGAAACUGACCCCUCCUCUGGGAACUGUGUUGUAUCCAGCUUCCCCUCCCAUGGUCCCAUCUCCUGUGCAUGGGUGAGGGUGACCAAGCAGUGAGGCCAGCCUGCUGACCUGUCCACACCACACAGAUGUCUGCCAGGGGGUGGUUGGCAUUCCAGAACUCCUUUGCGAGUGGGGAUGUGGACCAGUUACUGGGGUAUGGCCUUCACCUCCUGUCCUAAGGUUAGGGGCUAUCCUUACCUGCCUAGUCCCAGCCUGGGCUGGCCUCCUGCCUGUGUCCAGUGGAUGCCCCAAUGUUUGAUGUCCUCAAAGAUGUAGGUCAGCCCUCUGGCUAGGCACACACGGUUCCACCCAUCCUUGUUCGUGCCACCCAUUUGUAUAAACACAGAUCCUAGAGCUUUGCCAGAAAAUGCAUUUCCUUAAAGAAUAAUUGUUUUACUGUAAAAACAUCUAUUCAUUGGACUUCACAAAAAUUUUUAGAAGGAAAAAGAAAAUACUUGGAAAGAAUCA